AUGCUCAAUCUAUCGGAGGUGCGACGCAAGCGACUUAUGGAUACUGCGUGGCAAUUGUGGCUCAACUACCUGGGUGUUACCGGCGAAUUAGGAGAGGCUGCCUGGGGGCAUGCAUCGACCGAGCCGAUUCGGGCUACUCGAACGCUGAUGGAUUUGUGCGAUGUGAAGUGGAUACAACAGCGUGGAACUACCUCAUUGUUAGCCUACCUGACCGGGCCAACCACGCGUGGACCACGUCCAAGUCGGACCAAUCGCGAGGCUGAAGCGACCGAACAUCGGUUACGUCAGUUCAUGUGGGCCGGUUGGAGCACACUGUACGAACCAAACGAGGGUCGAGAGAGCAAAGACCCUUUUCUCAAGCCACUUCUGGGUCAUUAUUUGACCAGAAAUAUCAUCUUGGAAAGUGGUGCAUUGUUUUCGCAUUUUGUCCUGUCCCCUCAGUUACGUUAA
Molecule: messenger RNA, 450 nt
Organism: Echinostoma caproni
Lineage: Eukaryota; Metazoa; Platyhelminthes; Trematoda; Plagiorchiida; Echinostomatidae
Source: the annotation of a GenBank genome assembly